Messenger RNA from Lonchura striata (white-rumped munia), 2953 nucleotides. The record is from RefSeq and is a predicted model, not a curated record. NCBI's taxonomy places the organism in Eukaryota, Metazoa, Chordata, Aves, Passeriformes, Estrildidae.
AUGCAGCAAGAGGCAAAAGAAGCUGGUGCUGAUGACACCCUUGACAUAUCCAGAUGUGAGCUCUCAGAGGUUCCUUAUGGGGUCUUUGCAACCUGCAAGGUCUUGCAAAAAAAGGUGCUGAUUAUUCAUACCAAUAAUCUGACAUCCUUAGUUCCGAAGUCCUGCAACCUCCUGAGUCUCAUAACUGUGAAGGUUCUGGAUCUGCAUGACAACCAACUGGCAUCACUUCCUGCUGAUAUUGGUCAGCUGACAGCUCUUCAGGUCCUAAACCUUGAAAAGAAUCUUUUAAAAAGCCUUCCACAAUCUAUAGGAGACCUUGCACAGCUCCAGGUCCUCAAUGUGAAAGGGAACAAGCUGAGGGAGCUGCCCGGCAGCGUGAGCGGCCUGCGGAGCCUGCGGGCUCUGGAUGUCAGCGGGAACCAGCUGCAGGAGCUGCCCCGGCUGCUGGCCCACGCCCGCACCCUGCAGACGCUGACCCUGGAUGCCUCUGCCAUGACCUACCCACCCCCUGACAUCUGCAGUGCGGGCACAGAGGCCAUCCAGCAGUUCCUCUGCAAGGAGUGUGGAAUUGCAUACUACCCUCCCUCACAGUACCUGCUCCCCACGCUGGAGAGCGAUGGAGGAGGAACUUCAGUGGAUGGGGUGGACAGGACAGUGCAGAAGUACCUGGACGAGGAGAGUGAGUGGCAGAACAAAUUCUUGGAUUAUGAGAAGAGGAAGGAAAGAAAAACGCAGGAGAAGCUGGAAUUUGAGCGACGCCUGAACAUGGGCCAGCGAGAACAGGCCCUGCUGGUGCAGCAGCUCGGCAGCCACAAGGAUGAGAUCCUGCAGACAGUGAGGGAGGAGCAGCAGAGGCUGGAGCAGGGUCUGUCGAAGCACCAGCGCUGUUUGGAGGAGGAGAGGCUGAAGCUGCUGCAGCAGCUGAAGGACACAGAGCAGGGCAUUGCCAGCCGGAUCCAGAAGCUACUGGAGGAUAACCAGAGGCAAAAACGAAGUUCAGACAUUUUGAAGUCCUUGGAGAAUGAGAGAAUCAGGAUGGAACAGCUGAUGGCAAUAACCCAGGAGGAGACGGAGCAGCUGCGCAGGAGAGAAGUGGCCUCUGCCAUGCAGCAGAUGCUGGCUGAGACCUACAAGAACAAGCUCCUCCAAAUGACCUCUGAGUCUCGUCGGGAGGACCUCGUCAGCCAGGCCUGCUCCAGCCUAGCUGAGAUGGAUCAGAAGUUCCAGCAAAUCCUGGCUUGGCAGCAGCUGGAUCAGAACAAAGCUGUCAGUCAGAUCUUGCAGCAGAUUGAGAUGCAGAAAACUGCCUUUGAAGCUCUCCAGGUGAAGAAGGAUCUUAUGCACAGGCAGAUCAGGAACCAGAUUAAAUUAAUAGAAACAGAGUUAUUGCAGCUGACACAGCUGGAAUUAAAGAGGCAAGAACUGGACACAGAGAUGCUGCAGGAGGCGGUCACGGAGCAGCGCCGGGCGCUCGGCUGCCUCCUGCAGCAGCUGCUCAAGGAGAAGAAGCAAAGGGAGGAAGAACUGCAACAAAUCCUGCUGGAAAUGGAGGCAAAGAGUGAAACCAAGCAGGAGAACUACUGGCUGAUCCAGUACCAGCGCCUGCUGAACCAGAAGCCCCUCUCCCUGAAACUCCAGGAGAAGGGUUUGGAGCAGCAGCUGGUGACCCUGCUGCUGGAGCUCUCUGCUGAGCAGUACGUGCCCAUCUUCGCUCACCACCGAAUAUCCCUGGAAACGCUCGGCACCAUGAGCACCAGUGACCUGGAGAAGCUCGGUGUGACAGAGGCUGGUCUGCAGCGUGCCAUCCUCAGGCGGGCUCAGGAGAUCCUGGCUGUGGCCACGACCAUCCCAGAGCUGCGGAGGGCAGAGGACACCGGGGUCCCUGCGGCCCCAGAGCCCAGCGCUCCCCUGGAGGAGCCCCCAGGCCCCACGGUCCCCACGGCCCCACCGUGGGACGAGAAGAAGUCGGAGUGCGUUGUGUGCAUGGAGCAGGAGCCCCAGAUGAUUUUCCUGCCCUGUGGCCACGUCUGCUGCUGCCAGGGCUGCUGCGAGCGGCUGCACUCGUGUCCCCUGUGCCGCCAGGACAUCGCCCAGCGCAUCCGCAUCUUCCACAGCGCCUAGGCCGGCCCGGGAGGCGCGGCCCCACUCCCGGGCUGUUCCAUUGCUGCUCAUGCCCCUGUGAACAGCCCCUCGGCAGCACGACCAGCACUGCCCUCCCCACACCCCGGAGCCUCAGCAUCCUGCAGCUCCCCGGGGGCUUCUCAGCCCCCAGCUGGGGCUCCUUCAAUGAAUCCCCUCCUGCUGCCUGCCCACCCAGCGUCCCCAUGCCUGGGUGACAGACUGGGCGCAGCUGUGGUGUCCUGUCUGGCUGAGGUGUUUGCUGUCAGAAAGGCCUCUGGGGCUCACAGGGACACGGGGAGUGCUUCCAGCAGUGCUGCUCGGUUGUGAGGGAAUUUCCCAUGGGAGCAUUCGGGCAGGACGUGCUGUUCUUCGUGUACUGACACUGCCUUGCACAUCUGUCAUGCCAAAGGUCUGGGGCUUCUGCUCUGGAGCCCCACAGGAGCGUGUCUGGCUCUGCAGCCUCAGGCAAGGCAGAGCCAGGAGCUCCCCAGCCCCCACUUCCUGCUCAUGUGGGAGGGGAAAGAGCAAUGCUGCCAGGACUGGAGGGACCAGCCCUGGCCAGAGGAGCCCAGUGGGGUCCCCAUCCACAAAUCAGGUAGGGAGCAGAAAGUGCUGCUGCCACUGGACAGCACUGAGGCAGGGCUGGGGCUGUGCCCAGCUCAGGACCACGGUGUGCCUGCACUGGGCUGUGGGGACUGCUCCAUUGUCACUGGUUAGUAACAAUUCCUGUCUGUGCCUCGGCUCUUGACCCUGAAAUAUAAAAAUGCUGCUUCGAGCCCAGUCCACCACAGCCUUCCCCAGGAGCAGCCAUUAAACUGCAGCUGGUUUCUGC